Aspergillus udagawae is the source of this 597-nucleotide messenger RNA. RefSeq lists its product as uncharacterized. The transcript is spliced from 2 exons. The record is from RefSeq and is a predicted model, not a curated record. Bases 1 to 597 code for a protein of 198 amino acids. NCBI's taxonomy places the organism in Eukaryota, Fungi, Ascomycota, Eurotiomycetes, Eurotiales, Aspergillaceae.
AUGAUCCCUGACAAGACGAUAUUGAUAAGCAUGUACGGUAAUGCCUAUGGGUGGCCUCGACAGUCCUGGCGCAUCGAUCCUGCCCCGAUAGCGAACGGUUUGCACCGGCCUUAUGACUCCCAACCGACAAUAUUCCAAAGAGGCCUUGUCGCCAACAAUACAUCGCCUGAGGAGCAUAGCGACCCCGCUGGCGUCUGCCACGCUGACCUCAGAUCACUUGGCAAACAGGAUGCUUAUCUCGACCUUGAUUAUGAUAGUCUCCUCUUUGUCGAUCUGGAUGGCAAACCUGUCGACGGUCGGACAUGCAACAUCAUCUACGAGGACGACGACCCACACUCCGAAGUGCGUAUCGUGCUUAACGAGAAGGGCAAGGUCGUGGACAUGUAUAUGGGCGACCCAGAUGCUGGCUUGUGGACUAGGGAGGCGCUUAAAAAUUCUAAUUGGGACAAGGUGACUGUUGAUCCCACCACCGUCACUGUCACGACGGGUGUUCCGGCGGGCAGCGAGCCCCGACCCACGUUCCCUGCGAGUACGACUGGACCCCAGACGAGAUCAGGAAGCGUUGUGACACCCGCGCCGUUUGCGUACCGUCAUUGA